Molecule: messenger RNA, 2088 nt
Organism: Blepharisma stoltei
Lineage: Eukaryota; Ciliophora; Heterotrichea; Heterotrichida; Blepharismidae
Source: the annotation of a GenBank genome assembly
AUGUCAAAUUUACGUCGAUUAGACCUCUUAAAAACUCAUCUUCUGUCCAAAUUUCCAACUUCUUCUUUAGACCGCUCUCUUGACGAAUACAGAGGGCGUGGAGAAAAGAUCAAUAGUUCACUUUUAUCUCAGCUCUAUUUCGAGGAUGGUUACGAUACUUUGAUGAAAAUGCGCAAAGCCAUGACUAAAAAUCCACUUUUUAAUCAUUAUGAAGAAGCAGAAAUGCCCCGUGAGAAAUUACGGGAAAGAGUUGUCCAGCAAAUUGCUUCACUUUAUUUUUCUUUCAAUCUAAGUUAUGAAGUCGACAAAAAAUGGCCGCUUGGGAAGUGCCAUUUUUGCUUUGGGCUAGCUGAGCAUGAUUUAGGACUUACCACAAGGUUUUGCGUACAUAUCAUUUUGUAUAUCGAUACUUUGCAAAAUAUAGGAACAAAAAAACAUUUAGAGUUAAUUAAUAGGGCUUAUCAGCUACUUGAUUAUGGAUCUUUUGGAAUGACUGAACUUGGCCAUGGAUCAAAUGUUGCAAAAGUUGAAACCACAGCUACUUAUGACCAUAAUGCAAGGGAAUUUAUUAUUAAUUCCCCUACUCCGACAUCAGCAAAAUGGUGGAUUGGUGCUGCAGGAAAAACAGCGAAUAUGUCUGUAGUUUUUGCCCAACUGAUUGUGGAUGGGGUUGGAAGAGGAGUCCAUGCUUUUGUAGUUCCAGUGCGAGAUUAUGCAACCCAUGAAACUUUGCCUGGUGUAAUUUUAGGUGAUUGCGGAAAAAAACUUAGUAAUGAUGGGAUUGAUAAUGGCUUUAUGCUCUUUAAAAACUACAGGGUGCCCUAUGAUGCUUUACUAGAUAAGUAUAGUUGGAUUUCCCCAGAUGGAAAAUUUAAAACAAGCUUCAAAAACCAAGAUAAACGACUUGCUGUCAUGCUUGGAGGAUUAAUUAGAGGAAGAACAGCUGUAGUUAUUGGAAGCGAACAAAAUAUGAGGCAUGCUUUAACUAUUGCUUUAAGAUUUUCAGCAAUACGAAAACAAUUUGGACUUCAAAAUGGACCUGAAGUACCUAUACUUGACUACCAAACACAGAGAUAUCGCUUAAUCCCUCACCUAGCAAGGGCAUUUGCAAUCAGAACAGGAGGUCUCUUUUUAUGCAGCAAUUAUAUAAGGAUCAGACCAAAAAUAGAUAACGAGCCUGAAAGCGAUGAUAUCAAUGAGCAUCAUGCAUUUUUAAGCGCCUUUAAAGUUGUUGCAAGCUCCUAUGGAGUUGCAUGCACUCAGGACUGCAGAGAAGCAGUUGGAGGUUUAGGAUAUUCAUCAUAUUCAGCGCUAGGAAGAUUGCGAGCAAACCAAGACACUCAUCUAACUUGGGAAGGCGACAACACUGUCUUAAUACAACAAGCAGGGAAAUUCAUUUUCAAACAAAUCCAAAGGACUUUCAAAGGCUACAAAAUCAAUGCACCCACACUGUCUAUCCUAAAAACUGACUAUGAGGAGUGCAAAGCUUUAAAGCAGAGCUUUGAAAAUUCUCAACAAUUAGAAAAUGAGAAAAUGCUAAUGGAAUUAAUUGAAUUCAAGUUCAACCAUUUACUGCAUAAAGCUUUAUUAAAAGUACAGGAAAAUGCUCAGGUGUCAACGGAUAUGCUAGAGGUCUGGAAUAACUCCCAAGUUUUUCAUAUUCAAGAUUUAGGCAAAGUUUAUGGAGAAUAUGUCAUGGCGAGAGAAUUUUUGAAAUUUGUUCAUGAUAUUGAAGCAAAAUGUGAAGUCACUGGAAGGGUCAUAAGAAAGCUCUUUUAUUUGUAUGUGGUGGAUACUGUUGAUAGGAGUAUAGGACUAUUCUUAGAAAAUGCAUUGAAUAGUCAGCAGGCCAAAAUUGUAAAAGAUAGUGUGAUUAGGUUAUGUAAUGAAAUUGCGCCUUCAAGUGUUAGCAUUGUUGACGCUCUUGCUGCGCCUGAUAAUGUGCUUGGAUCAGCUAUUGGGAAUUCUGAUGGCCAAAUGUAUACUCAUAUGAUAGAAAGUGUAGAAAAUGGGCCGAAUGUUUAUGAAAAACCGGAGUGGCUUCCUCUUAUCCAUCAAAUCAGAGAAGCAAGCAAGUCGAAGCAGUAA